AUGAACACCAAUGUCUGCGUGGAGCCCGGGCCGAGCCCGGAGGCCCCGGGCUUGCCCAAGGAGAGCCACCUGCCCGAGGGGGCCCUGAACAGCCUUGUGGAUUACAACUCGGAGAUGGAGCGCUACCGCUCCUUCGCCACCUCCUUCUACAAGACCAACGGGGGCGCCUUCCCGCAGGCGGCCAAGAUCGCGCGCAUCACCACCCCCAUCUUCCCCAGCAGCGCCGCCGCCGCCGCGGCCGCCGCGCGCAUCGGCAUGUCCCCCUGGAACUGUGACAACGCGGCCACCGCCGCCGCUGCCACCGCCAUGCUCUGGGGCAGCGGCGGGGGCGGGGGCGGCGGCGGCGGGGGCGGGGGCGGGGGCGGCGGGGGCGGCAGGAAAUCCUCCUCCGCCGCCGCCUCCUCCUCCGCCUCCUCCUCGGCGAUCCUCCCCGCGGCCGCCGGCGGCGGCGGUGGCGGCGGCGGCGGUGGCGGCGGCGGCGGUGGCGGCGGCGGCGGCGGCGGCGGUGGCGGCGGCGGCAGCAGGACCAGCAUGCACCACCGAAACGACUCCCAGCGGCUGGGGAAAGCUGGCUGCCCGCCAGAGCCGUCGUUGCAAAUGGCAAAUACUAAUUUCCUCUCCACCUUAUCCCCUGAACACUGCAGACCUUUGGCGGGGGAAUGCAUGAACAAGCUCAAAUGCGGCGCUGCUGAAGCAGAGAUAAUGAAUCUCCCCGAGCGCGUGGGGACUUUUUCCGCUAUCCCGGCUUUAGGGGGCAUCUCAUUACCUCCAGGGGUCAUCGUCAUGACAGCCCUUCACUCCCCCGCAGCAGCCUCAGCAGCCGUCACAGACAGUGCGUUUCAAAUUGCCAAUCUGGCAGACUGCCCGCAGAAUCAUUCCUCCUCCUCCUCGUCCUCCUCAGGGGGAGCUGGCGGAGCCAACCCGGCCAAGAAGAAGAGGAAAAGGUGUGGGGUCUGCGUGCCCUGCAAGAGGCUCAUCAACUGUGGCGUCUGCAGCAGUUGCAGGAACCGCAAAACGGGACACCAGAUCUGCAAAUUUAGAAAAUGUGAAGAGCUAAAGAAAAAACCUGGCACUUCGCUAGAGGUCAGAGGAGAUGAUUUCUUGUUUCCCAGUCUCCCCCCUUCCCUCCUCACGCCCCUCUCUUCCCCCCCUCUUCAGGGCCUCUGGUCUGGCUUCAGGAUGCAGUGCCCCCUUGCCGAAGCCUCUCUCAGGUGUAAGACCCAGUUGUAG
Molecule: messenger RNA, 1230 nt
Organism: Lepus europaeus (European hare)
Lineage: Eukaryota; Metazoa; Chordata; Mammalia; Lagomorpha; Leporidae
Gene: CXXC4
Product: CXXC finger protein 4
Exons: 1
Coding region: 1-1230 (409 amino acids)
Cellular component (GO): nucleus
Molecular function (GO): methyl-CpG binding; zinc ion binding
Source: RefSeq, a predicted model, not a curated record